GUUCCGGCUGAAUACACUGGGAACAAAAACGCAGGGCAGCUGCGGCUGUGCGAGGGCUUGGGACGGGAACGGCUGGGACGCACUCUUAUUUCCCUGCGGUCUGGAGGGAUGGGGGAGCCGAAGGUCGAGGUGAAGGCGGUGGAAGAAGAAGCAGAGGCGAAACAGCAGGCGAAUAAGAAUGGGAAGAAGUCAGACGGAGCAGGAGGAACCUCCUUCUUCACCUGGUUCAUGGUGCUGGCUCUUCUGGGAGUGUGGACCUCUGUAGCCGUGGUCUACUUUGACCUGGUUGACUAUCAAGGCGUCAUUGGUAAACUUGUUUCCUACGACGCUGACGGCGACGGUGACUUUGACGUGGAGGAUGCCAAAGUACUCCUAGGACUGAAAGAGAAGCCUACCGUUGUGACAAGUCCACCUGCUGAAGAAGAGCCCUCUACAGCACCUGUUGAAGAAGCUCCAGCACCAGAGCCUGUUGUAGAGGAGGAGAUUCAAGCCGCCCAAGUUAAGGAGUCAGCUCAGCCUCCACCAGAGCCUGAGCCAGAGCCUGAGGCUGUGGAGGAGGAGCCUGAAGCGGCGGAUGAGGAGCCUGAAGCGGCGGAUGAGGAGCCUGAAGCGGCGGAUGAGGAGCCUGAAGCGGCAGAUGAGGAGCCUGAAGCGGCAGAUGAGGAGCCUGAAGCGGCAGAUGAGGAGCCUGAGGCUGCAGAAGAGGAGCCUGAGGCUGCAGAAGAGGAGCCUGAGGCUGCAGAAGAGGAGCCUGAGGCUGUAGAGGAGGAAGCAGCUGAGGUGGAACCAGAGGAUGAGGACGACCAAGAGGUUCCUGAGGAAGAACCCGAAGUUGUAGAGGAAGAGCCAGAAGUGGAAGAAGAGGCUGAGCCAGUUCAGGAACAGGCCGCUCCAGUUGAAGAGGUAGUUGAGGAGGCUGGCAAUGUAGAAGAAGCAGUCCAGGAGGUAGUUGAGGAGGUUGUUCAUGCAGAAGAAGCAGUCCAGGAGGUAGCUGAGGAGGCUGUGCAUGUAGAAGAAGCAGUCCAGGAGCUAGCUGAAGAGGUUGUCCAUGUAGAAGAAGCAGUCCAGGAGGCAGUUGAGGAAGCUGUCCAUGUAGAAGAAGCAGUCGAGGAGGUAGUUGAGGAGGCUGGCCAUGUAGAAGAAGCAGUUGAGGAGGUAAUUGAGGAGGCUGCCCAUGUAGAAGACUCAGUCAAGGAUGCUGCACCUGUUGAAGAGGCAGUUGAGGAGACAGUGGAGGAAAGAGCAGAAGAAGCUGCACCUGUUGAAGAGGCAGUUGAGGAGGCUGCCCCUGUUGAGGAGACCGUGGAGGAAAGAGCAGAAGAAGCUGAACCUGUUGAGGAGACUGUAGAAGAGGCAGCCCCUGUUGAGGAAGAAGCACCUGUGGAGGAAGAGGCAGAAGAGGCUGUAACGGAACAGGACGAAGCACUUCACGAAGAGGAAACUGAAGAAGAACCAGCGGCAGAAUCAGAAGAGAGCGAAUAUACAGAGGAAACAGAAGAGGACACAGAUUUAGGAACAACAGAAGAAACAGAGGCAGAGGAGACAGAAUCACUAAGUCAAUCUGAAGAUGAGGUAGCUGCUGAGGAGGAACAGCCGGAAGAAGAAGUUACAGAAACGUAAAGUUGCGAGGCUGCGUGUCCCGAGGCAGAGAGGAGCAGCCAUGUGGCAUUCCACUACGAGUGAGCAGCUGAGCGUUCCCACGACGGAGUAACAAAGGACAAAACUAGCAUCCUGUUUUGUUUUUUGUAUUUUUUUGAGGGUUUUUUUUUUUGUUGUUUUUGUUCCAUUUAGACACUCAGAUAUUGAAAUGAUAAUGUGGUUUUUUUGUGUAUAUGUUAAGUACACAUUUUUUUUUUACUUUUAAAUUGUUUUCUCUUUUGUUCUUUGGAUUUUUGCUGUCAUUUUUCUUCCCUUCCGAACAUCUUAACUGCAAUGCCCAGUCGAUUCUUUUCUCCUUUCUUCCUUUAAAGUAGAUGUGAAGGUAGCAUUUUUUUUCACCACGUGGAGUGGUUUGGUUUGAGACUAGAUUUUUUCUUUCCUGUGUAUAAGAGCAGAGGUACAUGUUGCUUUGUAAGUUUGAUAUCUUCACAUUGUAUCGUUUCUGAUUUGUGAAUUCAUCGGUGUCUCUCCCUGUUGAGUUGUCUGUUAGAAUAUAAAGCAAACGUUGUUUUAAUGUGAAGGUACUAUGCAAAGCUGCACUGAUCUUUGACAGUGGUUUCACUAAGUGUAGUAUUACCGUUACGUAUUGAGAAGACUCUUCUAACGUUGCAUAUCAAAGGCGAAUUUAUGCUGGCAGGUUAACUAAGACGAUUUUCAGGCUGUGGUGCGAGUGCGUGCGCGAGUGUUGCUGUUAGUGUGCGUGUAAAAGUAUAACCUUUGCGAAACAAUCCUAUGAGCCAUGUUUUUUCGAAUCUUUCCAUGACACUUAAUUCUCUUAUUCUUAAAUAUUGUUUGUUAGCCUUUAGUACCUCCUUCGGUCCAUUUAAUCCAAACACUGCAUGUGUUUUGCACAGAGCUCGAUCAGAGGAAGGCGUGUCACAUUUCAUAUUCUGUAGGCUGGCACUUAUUUUACAAGCGUGUCGGGUUAUUCGCGAGCACCAGUCUGUGUUGCCUUCUGAUUGAAUUCUUCUGAGAGAUUCUUCUGUUGACUAUGGCUCUGCAGUUUGACUUAAAAAUGCAGUAGGGGGCGAUCAAGAGCACAUCACGUACCUCUUUUGAUUGUAAUGCUUUUACUGGCGAUUUGACUCAAGCUAGGCAUCACUGUUUCAGACGGACACUCCAGCUGCUGUGUUUGUGUACGAGGGUCUGUGAGACAGUAAGCCUGAGGGUCUUCCCAAAUAGAACCGCUUGGUGGGAAAAGAAACGGGACAAAAAGAAAAGGGACAAAAACCUACAUUAUCUUUGCAUAUGCGAAGUUGUUUGUAUAUCAUUCAUUUCGACAUCUAAAUAAUUUUGGCAGACUUCCUGCGAUACCUGUGUCCUGAUUACAGUAGGUCAUUUAUAUAGUCUACAGAAAGUUGCACACCGAAUGCAGCAUGACAAAGCCGCAUGAAAAUGCGGAAUAUUUGGACAAUUUUUUUCCCCCCACAUCAUGAUACACACCGUACACGGUGAGAUUUUUAAUUUUUUUUGUAAUUUUGCCCUGUUUUUUAUAUAUCGCUGCUGUCGGAACAAAACCUUAUCUCCAAAAUGGUAACUUUACAGGAGACAGAAAAAACAUACUUUACUUUUAAUGCAAGUCAGAGUAACCAGACUUUUCCAGUUAUUUUGGGCCGUUUCUGUUGAUCCAUUCAUCAUAAAAUUUACAAUGUAAAGGGCAACGGGCACUUUCAAAUUAUGUCAAAAACUGAAAAAUGUCAGAAAUAGAGAUACAAGGUUUGUUCUGACAGCGAUAUGGGUGUAUGUAUAUAUCAGAAAGGGUCCUUUACUCUUCAUAAAACAGUCAAACUGUGACGGUAUGCAAAUGUUUUCCGCUUUGGAAGAACAAAAGGAGAAUGGAGAAUUUCUUCACCUCAUUUAGGAGCUGAAACUGUACGAGAUCUUUCACCCACAACUGGGAUCUCAGCUUUGAGCUGAUUUUAGAGCCCCACACUAAACGAAGCACAAACCAAAUGGGCUCAAUGUCUUUAAGUGCAAAUAAGAUCCGAUUAUUUGCCCCCAGCAGAACGGACAAACGGUGACACUGGACUACUGUCCAUUCUGGAAAAGUAUAAGUAGCUUGAAGAGUUUCACCACUUCAUUUAGAAAACGUUGAGCUCUUCCAUAUUUAAGCUGAUGUUUGUAGGUCAGAUUGAGCUGCUUUUUGGAGAUUCUGAUAGUUUUAGCUUUUCUAAAAAGCCCUAUUUGCUGGAACACAGCUUCUGUCGUCUUGGUUGUUGUCAUGCCAACACUAGAGAUGGUCAUGAUUGGUCAGUGAGUUUUUGUCAUCGGUGAAGGCUAAUUACAUGUCUCCAGUUUGCCAUCUGAAAAAGCGCGUUUGGUGUGAAAGAUACUGUCAGUAAUACACAUUUUCAAAUUAAUUCACUGUCGUCCGAAUAAAUCGCACACAUUAAUCGCAUUUUGUGUGUAACAGCUUAAAGACUAAGAAAGGAAAUGCUGUAUUAGAUCCGUUAGGGAAUACGACCAGGUGCAUUUGGUCACUCUUCAGUCUUAACAGGGCCUCAGUGGGCUGUGUUUACUCAAUAAUAUUGUUGCUGUCAUUAUAAUCAUGGUUAGUCUUACAACAUGGUUACACAAACAAUAAUGUAGCAAGUCCUGUUUUAAAGAAAAGUCAUGUCAGUUUCAAUUUUGGCUCUGUGUCACUGUGGAUUCAUCCUUUUUCUCAUCCUCUUCUCUCCUCUCUCUCUGUUCUGUAGUGUUAUACUGUGUGUACAUUGCUGUCGUAAGGGGCCUGCCAGAAUAAAUGUUUUCAGAACAGGUAGAAGAGUUUGCAAUAUAGUUUUUAGGGACUAUUUUUGUUUUUCUAUAACAUUCGAGGGUUUUUUCUACUCAACACUUUUGCAGUCAAUGUGAAUUUUUAAAGUGGUAUUAACUUACGUAAUACAAAAUUUUACGAUUAGAUUAUUUUUGUUUUGUUUUUAAGAUUUUAAAAGGACUUUCUAGGCAAACGUUUGUAACUGAAGAAACAAAAGUGUUAACUUUUCAAAGCCAUAAGUGAACAGUGGGAUUCAGCAGCUUGCUAAGGAUGAUAUUUCAAGGGAAAGUGUGGCAUCGCACAACCAGCAAUAAAUCUAUCUGCAAGGGGGUUUAUCUUAUUGCAGUCCACUAAACAGGAGUUUACCCCAGUGGCUUUUAUUUUUUUUGUUGAAUUAAUAGGUUUACAUGAUUAUUCUGCUGUAUAGGCUAACACAUUUUAAGUUAUUGCAAUUUUAGGGACUUUUGGGUGAUGUCACAAUUCUGUAAACAACUGUAAAUUUUCUGUUUGAGUGCUGCAAUAAAGGUUUGGGACAAAAAGAACUACAAAAAA
Colossoma macropomum (tambaqui) is the source of this 4966-nucleotide messenger RNA. It is a transcript of the gene asph, whose product is annotated as aspartate beta-hydroxylase. The record is from RefSeq and is a predicted model, not a curated record. Gene Ontology annotation, cellular component: endoplasmic reticulum; membrane. Bases 109 to 1620 code for a protein of 503 amino acids. NCBI's taxonomy places the organism in Eukaryota, Metazoa, Chordata, Actinopteri, Characiformes, Serrasalmidae. Gene Ontology annotation, biological process: peptidyl-aspartic acid hydroxylation; signal transduction. The transcript has 10 exons. Gene Ontology annotation, molecular function: peptidyl-aspartic acid 3-dioxygenase activity.